AUGCCGACUUCCUGGGAUUCACUUCGGAUACGACUUCCUUGCUCACACCUCUCAAUCCCUUUCCCCCUUCCGUUCCUCCACUCCCUGCAGCGCCCAGACACGGAGGUGGUGGACGAGCCUCUGUACGCCGACUUCCUGGCCGUCACCGGUGCUGCCCAGCCGUCCCACACCCGUCUCACUCCCAGAUCGUAUGCUCACACUCCACUGCCUCCGCACUCCCCCCCCCGCCCGUCCCUUCCUGCAGCGCCCAGACACCGAGACACGGAGGUGGUCGAUGAGCCUCUGUAUGCCGACUUCCUGACAGUCACCGGUGCCCCCAACGCCCUUUUCUCUUCCUCCAGCGCCCAGACACGGAGGUGGUUGAUGAGCCUCUACACGGAGGUGGUUGAUGAGCCUCUGUAUGCCGACUUCCUGGCAGCCACGGACACGGUGGUGGUGGACGAGCCUCUGUACGCCGACUUCCUGACAGUUACUGACACGGAGGUGGUGGAUGAGCCCCUCUAUGCCGACUACCUGGUAGUCACCGGUGCUGCCAACACCCUUCAUUCCCCUCAGUUUGCCUUACCUCUUCCCAUUCCCCCUCUCUUCCUGCAGCGCCCAGACACGGAGGUGGUGGAUGAGCCCCUCUAUGCCCACUUCCUGGCCGUCACUGGUGCUCCGCGGCCUUACAGGCAGCUGGUGCUGGAUAGCAUGGAUGCUAAUGGCAUGAGGGUGGUGGAUCAAGUCGUAUAUGGCCCUCGAGGCUCCAACCCUCUUCGUUUUGUAAAGCACAUGGCAAAGCAGUGCCGAGAGGAGCUUCAGGCUUCGCUACUGUCACGCGGGCGGCAUGUCAUUCUCAUCCGCGAUCCCAUGCUGCUCAUCCCAUCCUUCGGUGAGGUCUCCCCCCCUUCUCUCUCCGAGACGGCUCUCCCCCACCUCCUCGCCAUCCACUCCUCGCUCUCCCACAUGGGCCGAUCCCCGCCUGUGAUCGAUGCUACAAGACUGCAAUCCAACCCCCAGGGCGUGCUCAUGGCCCUCUGCCAAGCUCUAGACAUCCCAUUCUAUCCUGAAAUGCUCUCCUGGCCUGCAGGCAAGCGCCCAGAGGACGGGGUGUGGGCUCCGUGGUGGUAUAGCACCACGCAUGCCUCCACUGGCUUCGCUCCCCCUGCUCUUUACCCCAAGCCCUUCCCAAUGGAGCAUUACUCCCUACUAGAGGAUUGCCGCCCGUUCUACUCCUUGCUCCGCUCUAAGGCCCUUGUACCGCUCACCACCACUUCCAACUCCUCCAACAACAGCAGCACCGCUACCACCGGCACCACCACUCCCACCACCAUCUCCCCUUAUCCCUCUGCCUCACCCCUGCCCUCGCCGCCUCUCCCUGUGCCGGCCAACCAGCAGCUGCUGGUGUGGGUGGGGGAGGAGGGGCUGGUGCCGCGACGAGAUGCGAAGAUUCACGUGUUGGACUCGGCAGUGCAGGGGGGCGAUGCUGUGUGGGAGGGACUUAGAGUGUACGACGGUCGUGUAUUCAAGCUGCAAGAGCACCUGGACCGCUUGUUUGAUUCUGCGAAGGCUAUGGCGUUUGCGAACGUGCCAACCCGGGAGCAUGUGGUGCAUGCGCUGGUGUCCACGCUUGCUGCUAACGGCAUGAGGGAUAAUGCCCAUGUUCGACUCACACUCACACGGGGGAAGAAGACUACAUCAGGGAUGAGCCCUCAAUUCAAUCUCUAUGGUUGCACGCUAAUCGUGCUCGCGGAAUGGAAGCCGCCUGUGUACGACAACACGCGGGGCAUCAAGCUCAUCACCGCCUCUACUCGAAGGAACUCGCCACAGUGUGUGGAUUCGCACAUCCAUCACAACAACCUCAUUAAUAACAUCCUCGCUAAGAUCGAGGGGAACAACGCAGGGGCAGACGAUGCAGUGAUGCUGGAUGUGCAUGGAUAUGUCAGCGAAACCAACGCUACCAACAUUUUCAUGGUGAAGAGAGGGCGCAUCCUUACUCCCCACGCUGACAGUUGCUUGCCAGGGAUCACCCGAGCCACGGUUAUUGAGCUGGCGAGACAGGAAGGCAUUCCCAUUCAGGAGUGCAACAUCACCACUGCUCAGCUGCACGCUGCUGACGAGGAAGGCAUUCCCAUUGAGGAGUGCAACAUCACCACGGCUCAGCUGCAGGCUGCCGACGAGGUGAGACAGAAUGUUUGA
Messenger RNA from Closterium sp. Naga37s-1, 2178 nucleotides. The record is from the annotation of a GenBank genome assembly. NCBI's taxonomy places the organism in Eukaryota, Viridiplantae, Streptophyta, Zygnematophyceae, Desmidiales, Closteriaceae.